This is a messenger RNA of Engraulis encrasicolus (European anchovy), 1006 nucleotides long. It is a transcript of the gene psmb1, whose product is annotated as proteasome 20S subunit beta 1. The record is from RefSeq and is a predicted model, not a curated record. The transcript has 6 exons. Lineage: Eukaryota; Metazoa; Chordata; Actinopteri; Clupeiformes; Engraulidae. Gene Ontology annotation, cellular component: proteasome core complex. Bases 138 to 851 code for a protein of 237 amino acids.
GCGCAUCGGCACUAACACACUGCGCAUGCUCAUUGAUUCAGACUUCCUGUGUCAGCCAUUGCAGUGAGACAGCGGUAUUUCUUUUAUUUCGAAUGGUUUUCUUGUAACGUCAAGUGGCUUUAUUUACGAGUUGCAAAAUGCUUUCAACACAUUCUUACGGACCUAAUGGAAAAAUGCAAGAUUAUCACUACACAGGUCCAGUACAGCAACGGUUUUCCCCAUAUGCCUUCAACGGAGGGACUGUCCUGGCUGUUGCUGGUGAGGAUUUCGCAUUAGUGGCCUCAGAUACUCGUCUCAGUGAGGGCUACUCAAUCCACAGUCGGGACUCUCCAAAGUGUUACAAGCUGACUGACACUACAGUAAUUGGCUGCAGUGGAUUUCAUGGCGAUUGCCUUACUCUGACCAAAAUCAUCGAUGCCAGACUUAAGAUGUACAAGCACUCGAACAACAAGAGCAUGACAAGUGGAGCGAUUGCAGCCAUGCUGUCAACGAUUCUGUACGGGAGAAGAUUUUUCCCUUACUAUGUGUACAACAUCAUCGGUGGUCUGGAUGAGGAGGGUAAAGGAGCUGUGUACAGUUUUGACCCCGUGGGAUCAUACCAGCGAGACACCUACAAAGCUGGCGGCUCAGCCAGCGCUAUGCUGCAGCCUCUCUUAGACAACCAGAUUGGCUUCAAGAACAUGGAGGGCGUGCAGCAGGCCCCUUUGACCCAGGAGAAGGCGAUUCAGCUGGUGAAGGACGUCUUCAUCUCCGCAGCCGAGAGGGACGUGUACACCGGAGACGCACUGCAGAUCUGCAUCAUCACUAAGGAGGGCGUUCGGCAGGAGAUGGUCCCUCUCAGGAAGGACUGAGACACCAUUUUGUUUUUCCACCGACCCACCUCCAUACUUUUGUCAUUUUUUCCCCGCUGUGUAUUUCUAUUAAAAGGUCUGCUCUGGUCUGUUCUUUUUACAUUUUCUGAAAGAAAAAAAGAUGAAUAAAAUAAAGAGUAGUUACCAGAAUGUUA